Messenger RNA from Odocoileus virginianus texanus, 8287 nucleotides. RefSeq names its product bridge-like lipid transfer protein family member 3B (gene BLTP3B). NCBI's taxonomy places the organism in Eukaryota, Metazoa, Chordata, Mammalia, Artiodactyla, Cervidae. The record is from RefSeq and is a predicted model, not a curated record.
GGUGAUGCUGCAGCCAAGAUGGCGCCGGCGGCGGCCGCGGCUGCCUGAGCGCAAUGCUCCGAGUCCUCGGCGGCAGCGGUGGCGGCUGUGGCCUCGGCCGGGGCCUCGGGUCUGUCCCGGGCGUGAGUGCUCAGGAGCCUCUCCUCCGGCCGGGUGAAUCCGGACAAAGAGGAGACGGCCUCGAAGAGAGGAGGCAGUGAAGAACGGAGAGAGCGCGCGGCGCCUCCCGCCUCGGCACCAUGGCUGGGCUCAUCAAGAAACAGAUCUUGAAGCACCUUUCCAGAUUUACCAAAAAUUUAUCUCCUGACAAGAUAAAUCUUAGUACCCUUAAAGGAGAAGGUGAACUAAAGAAUUUGGAGUUGGAUGAAGAGGUGCUCCAGAACAUGUUGGAUUUGCCAACAUGGCUUGCUAUCAACAAAGUUUUUUGUAAUAAAGCGUCAAUUAGGAUACCAUGGACAAAAUUGAAAACUCAUCCCAUCUGUUUGUCCUUGGAUAAAGUCAUAAUGGAAAUGAGUACGUGUGAAGAACCACGAAACCCAAAUGGCCCAUCACCAAUCGCAACUGCUUCAGGACAAAGUGAAUACAGCUUUGCUGAAAAAGUAGUUGAAGGAAUUACUGUUUCCGUAAAUUCUAUUGUCAUUCGCAUUGGAGCAAAAGCCUUUAAUGCCUCCUUUGAACUUUCCCAGCUAAGAAUCUAUAGUGUAAAUGCAAACUGGGAACAUGGAGAUUUACGAUUUACUCGUAUUCAGGAUCCACAGAGAGGAGAGGUGUUGACCUUUAAGGAAAUAAAUUGGCAGAUGAUCCGAAUAGAGGCAGAUGCCACCCAGAGCGCACAUCUGGAAAUUAUGUGCGCCCCUGUCCGCUUAAUAACCAACCAGUCAAAGAUCAGAGUCACGCUCAAAAGAAGAUUAAAGGACUGCAAUGUCAUUGCAACAAAGUUAGUUCUAAUAUUGGAUGACUUACUAUGGGUUUUAACGGAUUCCCAGUUGAAGGCUAUGGUACAGUAUGCGAAGUCUCUUAGUGAAGCAAUAGAAAAAUCAACAGAGCAAAGGAAGAGUAUGGCUCCUGAACCUGCACAGAGCUCUGCGGUAGCCCCAUCUACCCAGCAUGCGAAGACACCACAGACUUCAAAUGCUCCUGAUCUAAAUGACGCAAUUGUGAAACUGUUCAGUGACUUUGAUGUUAAAGAAACCUCCCAUCAUUUAGUGAUUUCUCAUCUAGAUCUACAUAUAUGCGAUGAUAUUCAUGCUAAAGAAAAAGAGUCAAACAGACGUAUCACUGGAGGGGCUAUGCAACUGUCUUUUACACAGCUAACUAUAGAUUAUUAUCCUUAUCACAAAGCAGGAGAUAGUUGUAAUCAUUGGAUGUAUUUUAGUGAUGCAACCAAAACAAAAAAUGGAUGGGCCAACGAGUUAUUACAUGAAUUUGAGUGCAACGUUGAAAUGCUUAAACAGGCUGUAAAGGAUCAUAAUGUAGGUUCACCUCCUAAAUCCCCAACACAUGCCUCUCCCCAGCACACACAAACAGAGAAAGAUUCAGCUCUUAAAGGGGCUUCCAAAAAGCCUUCAGCGUUAUCUCAACAAUCCAAAGUGAAGUUAAUGUCUAGUUCUGUUGUGGUUAGACUUGCUGAUUUCAAUAUAUACCAGGUCUCUACAGCAGAACAAUGUCGAUCUUCCCCUAAAAGUAUGAUUUCUUGCAAUAAAAAAUCCCUGUAUCUUCCACAAGAAAUGUCAGCUGUCUAUAUAGAGUUCACAGAGUAUUACUAUCCAGAUGGGAAGGAUUUUCCAAUUCCAUCUCCCAACCUUUAUAGCCAGCUGAAUGCACUACAGUUUACUGUGGAUGAAAGAAGUAUUUUAUGGUUAAAUCAGUUUGUGUUGGAUUUAAAACAAAGUCUUAAUCAAUUUAUGGCUGUGUACAAGUUGAAUGACAAUUCAAAAUCUGAUGAGCAUGUUGAUAUUCGAAUCGAUGGCUUAAUGCUAAAGUUUGUCAUUCCUUCUGAAAUGAAAUCUGAAUGCCAUCAAGAUCAACCACGUGCAAUUUCUAUUCAGAGUUCUGAAAUGAUUGCUACAAAUACAAGACACUGUCCAAACUGUCGGCAUUCUGAUUUAGAAGCUUUAUUUCAAGACUUCAAAGACUGUGAUUUUUUCAGUAAAACAUAUACCAGUUUCCCCAAAUCUGGUGACAAUUUUAAUAUUCUACAUCCAAUCUUCCAGAGACAUGCUCAUGAACAGGAUACCAAACUGCAUGAAGUUUAUAAAGGCAAUGUUACCCCCAAGUUGAAUAAACACACUCUUAAAACCUCGGCUGCCACGGAUGUUUGGGCUGUGUACUUUUCUCAAUUUUGGAUAGAUUAUGAAGGGAUAAAAAGUGGAAAAGGACGACCAAUAAAUUUCGUAGAUUCCUUCCCUCUUUCCUUCUGGAUUUGUCAACCAAAAAGGUAUGCAGUGUCACAAAAAUCACUGCAGACUUGUAAUCAAACUUCUCUAAAUACAUCACAAAGUGAAUCUAGUGAUCUGACUGGCCGAUGGAAGCGAAAAAAGCUCUUGAAGGAGUAUUACAGUACAGAAUCUGAUCCCUUGACCAAUGGUGGUCAGAAACCUUCUUCAGAUACAUUUUUAAGAUUUUCUUCGCCAUCAUCAGAUGCAGAUAUUCAUGUCUUGGUUCACGUUCAUAAACAUGUCAGUAUGCAAAUCAAUCACUACCAGUAUUUGCUCUUGCUUUUCCUCCACGAGUCACUUAUUUUGCUUUCAGAGAAUUUAAGGAAAGAUGUAGAAGCUGUGACUGGUAGUCCAGCUAGUCAGACAUCUGUUUGCAUCGGAAUUUUACUUAAAAGUGCAGAAGUGGCUCUUUUGCUACAUCCUGUGGAUCAAGCAAAUACCCUUAAGUCUCCUGUUUCUGAAAGUGUGAGCCCAAUGGUUCCGGAUUAUUUGCCUGCAGAAAAUGGAGAAUUUUUGUCUUCAAAAAGAAAACAAGUUAGUAGUGGAAUAAAUCAGAUUAGAAGUAUAACUCUUAAUCAUAUGUCAGACAACAGAUCUAUGAGUGUUGACCUUAGCCAUGGCCCUUUGAAGGAUCCUUUGCUUUUUAAAUCAGCUAGUGAUACAAAUCUGCAAAAAGAUACUUCUUUUCUGGAUUAUUUAUCAGAUAAAAAUUUAGGGAAAAUAAGCGAAGAUGAAAGUAGUGGACUUGUUUGCCAAAGUGGCUCAGGAGAAAUUGGAUCAGAAACAAAUGGCAAAAAGGAUUCAUCUUACACAGAUUCAAAUAGUGUCUUAAACUACAGAGAAGAUUCAAGUAUACUGUCAUUUGAUGAUGGUGGUAAUCAGAACAUACUUUCAAAUAGUUUAACUAGUAAAAGAAGUGAAACCAUAGAGUCAAUCUUUAAGGCUGAAGAUUUACUUCCAGAAACAGCUUCACUGUCUGAGAAUGUGGAAGUCAGUAAAGAAGAAGCACCCACCAUCAGAACACUUAAAUCGCAGUUAUCCUUAAGUGGAAAGCCUAAGGACCGUUGCCCAUCCAACUUGGCUCCACUCACUGUUUCUUGUAAGAACAUGAGAAGAAGCCCCUCACAAACCUCCCUGGACACCAUUUCACUUGACAGCGUGAUGUUGGAAGAACAGUUAUUAGAAAGUGAUGGAAGUGAUAGUCAUAUAUUUUUGGAAAAAGGUAUUAAAAAGAAUUCAACUACAAAUUACCCGAGCCCAGCAGAUCAGACAAAUGCCAGUGCAAACCUGCAGAAUUAUGGUGAAACCUCUCCAGAUGCCAUCAGUACAAAUUCAGAGGGUGUUCAAGAAAGUCAUGAUGACCUGAUGUCAGUUGUGGUAUUUAAAAUUACUGGUGUUAAUGGGGAAAUUGACAUCCGAGGUGAAGAUACGGAAAUCUGUCUUCAAGUGGACCAAGUGAUACCAGAUCAGUUAGGCAAUAUCAGUUUACGGCAUUACCUUAGUCAUCGUCCAGUAGGUUCGGAUCAUAAAGCUGUAGCUCAUUCUAAAUCCUCUCCUGAGAUUACUCUGAGAUUUGAAAGUGGGCCUGGUGCUGUAAUACACUCUUUGCUUGCAGAAAAGAAUGGAUUUCUGCAAUGCCAUAUAGAAAACUUUAGCACCGAGUUUCUUGUGUCUUCUCUUAUGAAUAUUCAACAUUUUUUGGAAGAUGAAACAGUUGCAACAGUGAUGCCAAUGAAAAUACAAGUUUCUAACACAAAAAUAAAUUUAAAAGAUGACAGUCCUCGUAGUAGUACAAUAUCCCUUGAACCAGCUCCUGUGACUGUUCAUAUUGAUCAUCUUGUGGUAGAGAGAAAUGAUGAUGGCUCUUUUCAUAUCAGAGAUUCUCAGAUGCUUAACACUAGAAAUGAUUUGAAAGAAAGUGUCAAAAGUGAUUCCAUGCUGCUCACCAGUGGAGAAUGCAAUCUGAAGAAACAUCACAGUGUCACUCAAGCCACUCAGACGAGCCCAGGAGCUCCUUGGCCUUCGCAGUCAGCCAGCUUUCCCGAGUGCUUCUUUGACUUUACUAGGGAACAGCUCAUGGAAGAGAAUGAAUCACUUAAACAAGAAUUGGCUAAAGCUAAAACGGCUCUUGCAGAAGCUCACUUAGAAAAAGAUGCUCUUCUCCAUCAGUUGAAUAUCAGGAGUGGCAGCCAGAAACUCAAGUUAUAGCUUUGGAGUGUGGAGGUUAUAUUUAUAAUGUGAUGUUACCAAUUAAUGGGAAACUUUCCUUUUCAUAAAAAGACAAUAAAAUGAAAUAGAAUGUGAUGAAGUGGUGACUAUUCCAAAACCAGUUUAGAAAAUACUAGGUACGGGCAUUACAAUCUUUUGGUUGUUUUGUGUUUUAGGGUUUAACCCUCUUUUAAACUGGUGUGAUACAGGGGAAGUCAGUGCUUACUGUUAAGAUAAUUCUAUGCCUCAUGAACAGAAGAUGUCAUUUCCUAAUUUUGAUAUUACAUUAUAGACAUUUUUUAAAAAGAAAAAUGAAAAUCUAUUGUGUUCUCACAGAUUGCUGAAUUUAUUUAUCACUUUGUUAAUAAUUUGCUAAUAUUUACAGAGAUUCAGAUGCUUUUAGGGCUAAUGUAAAAUAAAAGGAGGCAUACAUUUUAAGUAUUACUAAAAUUAUGUACUUAAAUGUAUAACUGUUACUGUAAAAAAAAUCCAAUCAAAUUAAUAAAUUAUCUAAUUGCUGAGUUUGAAAAUUCUGGAAAAUCAUCACCCUACGGAACACAGGCGGUAACUUUAAAAUGUGAAAAAGAAUCAUUUUAAGUGAUGGGUAAGCUGUAUAUGUUGAAGCUAUAGUUUUCAACAAAGAUGGCACAAAUGUUAAAAUAAAAAGCACAAACUGUGAAAAAGCAAAGCAUUAGCGUAUAUGGCCAACUGAUUUAAAAAGCAUUACUUGUACAUUCCUUUAAACAUGUAUUGUUAGAAGUCAAAGAGUAAUUUAACUAUCCUGCUAAAUUUGGCAGCAUUUGUAACUAUAAGAAUUUUAAUUAAUACUAUUUAUAUUAUUUCUUUAUCUUCAUGUUUCCUCUAUUUAAGGAGGGGAAUGUUUUCAGAGAAUUUUCUUUUCACAUACAUAAAAUGAUUUCAUACCGUUCCUACAGCAUCUUAACAGUUGGUUGUUUGCAGACGUCAAAUUUAUAAUGCUAGUUUUGACUAACGUUCUGUGUGACUUAUAUAUUGAAAUAAGAAUAACUGGUAAAUUUUGAAUUCUAUUUUCUAGGGAUUGUUAAGGUUGAAACCAACAUGAGAGAGUCUCAAUCAUGCAUUAUGAAAAAAAGUUUAUGAGUAUUUAAGAAACAGAGGCUUUUAACAAUUUAAAAUAUAUUUCUGGUAGAAUUAAACUAAGUGGGGUCUAUUUUAAAAUUCACAUUCUUAAACAUAAAUAUAUUCAAGAUAGAACUGAAACAGCUGUACUGCUCUUUAUUUAAGUUACUUGAAAAUGUUCAAAUUUUCAACCACAUUAGGAUACUUUAUGGUGCUUUGCUUGUUUGGCAUGACUUAUAUAGCCAUCCUGUAUCUAAAUACUUGGAAAUAUGUUUCGUUUUAUGUUAAGUGAGAGUGAUUUUAGAUUUUAUUGAAAAUGGUACUGGCUUUUUUUUUUGUCUUUAAUGUCCAUUUUCUUUAACAUUGUUUAAAAAUACAGGCCAUGCUUUGGGAGCUAAGGAUAUAGCAAAGAACAAGUUAAAUUGUUAUUAUUUUACCUCAGAGUAUUUUAAAAAUCAUGUUAAACCAUUUUAAUCUAAGACUGUUGUAUAGUUUUAGAUUAAAAGCAAAGGUCUAAUUAAAUAUUUUGAAUGUAUGGCUUAUAUCCUUAGUAGAGUACUUUUGAUCUAUAGGUAUAUAUUCAACAAAAGCAGUCUCUAUUAUAGAAAAGCAGGAUUGAUGGUACAUGAACUUCUCUAGAACUUGCAAUGUUUUUCAGAUUUGACAUAUUUGCUCCAUAUGAACUUUAAAUUUAUGAUGUAUUAUAAUUACUUACUGUUAUAGAUCCUGGAUGUUUUUCUUAUUUUCAAUUUUAUUUGGCCAUCUCAAGAAAAUCAUAUAAACAGUAGAGAUAGUAAUUAAUAUGAAGUUGAAUAUUCUAUAUGCUUUGUUAGAUUUUUAAAACUUUAUAGUGAUUACUAUUUUUAUAGAGAUUUAAAAUUCAUAAAUCAUUUCCAAAAACAUUGUAUAAUUCCCACAACAAACCUGGGAGGUAGGUGUUAUUUACAUUUUAAAAGUUUAAUAAAGAUCUUAUGGCUCAGAAAGAACAAAUGACUUGACUGAAAUCACAAUUAAUAACCUGCUCUUUUCACUGAAAUCCCAAUUAUAUGUUUUUAUUUUACCUUAUUCCUUAUUUCACAUAUUUUUCCAGAGGUAGGGAAAGGAAUCACUUAUUGGUCAUUUAUCUUUUUAAGAUGAAUAUAAUGCUUUGAAAAGAUGUGUGUGUAUAUAAAAACUACUUGAAAAAUAAGGGGAGAAUUUUGUUUAAGUUAGUCUCAAUCUUUUUUGCUGUAUGAGAAAUAUAAGAGUCAACCUGUAAUAAACUUAUCAGAGUUUUUAAAUGACCAUAAAUUAAAAUUAAAGUUGCCUUGUCUUUGCUAAAUCUGUAGCAGAGAUGUUAGUAAUCAGGGGAAGAAAAUUAUAUUAGUGUUUUUCUUUUAAAUUUCAUAUAUACAAAAAACAUAUUCUUGGUAUUGUAUUUUUAUCUUUUCUCAUUAUAGAGUUCAAAAGAUCACCAUGUGACACUAGUUGUAAUGAAACAUUAUUUAAGCCAUGUAAGAAUAGCUUUAUAUGAUUGCAGGCAAAUAUAUGUGACAAAAUUAAUCAGAAACUUCUUUUGGGUUUUUGUUGUAGUUAUUUUUAUUCAGUACUUGUCAAUACAAGGGUUAAAUAUUCCUCUUUAAGUUUUUAUUAAUGUAUCCAAUCUAAGGUUCCACCAUCACAGUGGUUCCCAAGUUAGUAACCUAGAGUUUCCUCUCUCUAACCAGCCCCCCCAAUCAAUUCAUUACCACAUCCUUUCAUUUUACCUAGUAAAUUUGUCUACUUCUCUUCAUUUACCACCUUUCUAAUCUAAGCUAACAUUAGUACUCUUUGCCUGUAGUUACUUUGGUAGCCUCCUAAUUGGUCUUCCUAAGCUACUCUGACCUUUCUGAUUUAUUUUUAUACUGCAGGCAGAGUUCUCUCUCUCUCUUUUUUUAAGUGCAGUUUUAAUCAAGGUAACCCACCUAACCCUAGAUGGAAACAAAAAUAUUUUAUGUUACCUAUGAGAUCAGUUACUAGGGCUGCUGUUUAUAAUUCUGAACAUUGAAAGAGUUAGUAUCUCAAAAACAUUAAAGCAGUGACUGGCUCAUCACCUUGAAAGCAUUUAAGAGAGGUUAGUUAUUACUACUUCUUAGGUUCAUUGAGCUCCUUGUUUCACUUACUUUGUAUUUGACUCUUAUUGCACUUUAAAUAUCUGAAAUUAGUGAGAAUUAAAGCGCUUCUUCCACCAAAGGAACCUUUGUUCAUGCUCUUCUCUUGCUUGAAAUACCUUCAUCACUUAGUUAACUCCUAUUUGUCUUUCAGAUCUCAGCUCAUUCAUCACUUCCUCAGGGAAGCAUUCCCUAAUUUUUUUCAGAGUAAGAAAAAAAUUGCAUUAUCAUGUGACCUCUACUUAAUGUUGAACACCUUUGUAACUUUAUAUGCAUUUGUUUGGUUGUAGACUGUAAACUCCAUGCAGACAGGAAUUGUGUGUUUGUGUCAUUGUUCAACUUUGUAUUCUUUGUCCCUCAUGCAGUGCCCUGCACGUAGUAGUUCUCAAUAAACUUGUUGAAAUAAUAAAAUAA